Hemiscyllium ocellatum (epaulette shark) is the source of this 3914-nucleotide messenger RNA. RefSeq names its product MKS transition zone complex subunit 1 (gene mks1). The transcript has 18 exons. The record is from RefSeq and is a predicted model, not a curated record. The coding region runs from base 299 to 1993 and encodes 564 amino acids. Gene Ontology annotation, biological process: cilium assembly. Gene Ontology annotation, cellular component: MKS complex. NCBI's taxonomy places the organism in Eukaryota, Metazoa, Chordata, Chondrichthyes, Orectolobiformes, Hemiscylliidae.
AGUGAACAAUUCUGGAGAGAGAGAGUGUGCAAGUUGCUGCGGUGCCUGACCAGGAGGACGGUCUGCAGCGGUAUAUUAUUGGCAGUGUCAGCUUGACUUAUCAGGGAUUUACAACGUUUGGACACUUCAUAACCGAGAGACGUGAGAGCCGCCACCGCUGCUGCCCGAGCCGGGCGGGUCGGACACAGGGCUGCAGCCGGAGCUGAGGCAGGCCCGCGCUCCCGCACGAGCUGCAGGAGGAUCCGGCGCGAGGCGUGAGGCCUACUCCGUCACCAAGGAAACCGCAGGGGCAGCGGCCAUGGCGUCUUGCGGCGACGAGCGGGUGGAAGCGGUUUACCGGACCCGGGACCCGGUGAAGAAUCUCCGCAUCCGUGUGUGGCUUCAACGGGUAACCCCAACGGCAGUCUUCACUCAACAUAUUCUGCAACCAGCAAUUCAACAUGAACAAAAUCUCAUUGAAAUGUCUACCUUUGACACCCAGUCUUCAGGCAGAAUGACAGGUGGUUAUCGGACACAUGACCAGGAAGAGGUUGUGGUGGGUUGGCAGGAGAAGCUAUUCAGUCAGUUUGAAAUCGAUCUGUUCAAGAGUGAACAUGCCUGUCAGAGUCCUUUGGACUUCCAGUAUCGCAAUGAGAUCCUGUCUUUGGAGGAAACAGAGAAGAAGAACUUCCGAAUCUUCACCUAUACUGACUUCGACCGAUACACCAACAUGCAAGAGUAUUCUCAGUCUGCGACCACAUCAGCAAAGGAGGUUCCAUCAUAUCUGGCAGAAAGGAUGUCACAUGUUCGACGCAGAAGGCAGGAGCGCAGAAUGAUGGAAGGGAAGAUUCCAAGGUCACGGAUCAUUACCUGGCAGCCAACUGAAGAGUUUGUGAGGAAUAAUCAUGUCUUGAAUAACCCUGUGCAAACCAUGUAUAUUAUGGGAGACCUGGGGCCCUACGGAAAGCUGGGGAAGCGUGGGGAUGAGUAUGUACUGUGCACCAUUAAAGUGGACAACAAUGGUGUUCUGUCCAUAAGACCAGACUUCAGUGGCUCCAAACCAGCCUACAGAAUUGAGACUGAAGGAGAGAAGAAGGAUCUAUGGCUGUACACAAUUAACAACGUAUCCGUCACAGUCCAGAAGGAAGAUCAGGAAAGAGAGAAAAAUCUCUUCAAAGAUCUGUACAACAGACACAAGGAUUACCUUCAUACUUUGGUUGGAGAAGAAUUUGAAAUACCUCCCAUUGGUACUCUUCAGUUGUUUGUGAAUGGAGAAAUUGUGUCAGCUCAGGGUUUUGAAUAUGACAAUCUGUAUGUACAGUUUCUCCUUGAACUUCCAGACAAUUGGUUCUGUUCUUCAAGACAGCAGUUGUCUGGAGUGACACAGACCUGCUCUACCAAGGUCGAGGGCCAGGAGAAUGUGGCCUAUUUUUCAUAUCCUUUCAACUUUGAAAUGACCUUAAGAAGUGAGGAUCAGCCUGAGGAUACCCUGCCGCAGUGGCCUGUGCUUUACUUUGGGGUUCAUUCUUCUGAUUUCUGGCAAAGACAUCGUAUUGAGGGAUACGGGUACAUCAGAAUCCCAGACAGUCCUGGUAGCUGCACUCUGACUUGUCAGACCUGGAGACCGAUUGUCCCUGGAACUGUGGCAGAAAUGCGGAGAUUUUUUAUUGGUGGCUUCCUUGAACUUGAAGAUAUGACAUACACGCGGACCCCAAGCACAUUCAAGGGAGAGAGAUUGAGUCGAUUUGGUUUCAGAACAGAAACAACAGGAACUGUUACCGUGAGGUUUCAUUGCAUGCAGCAGUGCAGGUCUUUCCUUGAUUCAAGCAUGGCAAGGAAAAAAUCACAAAAUGUUCUGGAACGUAUGGGUGGACUUUCACAUCAGGCCUCCCUCCAAUCUGUCAUAGCGGCAUUUGGGCGAGCUCAGCAACGUAUGCGUGAGGCACAAGAGAGCCUGUCAAAAGACCUGCUGCAUGCAUCAUCAUUUCUGGAGUCAAAGUCAGUGGCAGAAUAAAUCAACAUCGGUUGCACUGGGCUGUGAUAUUACAGACAGAGAAAUAAAACUGACUCAUCCAGAAGACAGCAAGAUUGGAGAAACAACUCUGGGAGCAUGUAUUCUGUUUAAUUAGAGUUGGAACACUGCUACUUCUUGGCUUUUCUAUGGUCAAAUUUUGUGUUUGCAUAUAUUUCAGCAAUGAAUGAAGUGAUGCCUCAUUGACACAGUUGUGGAGUCAGAGAGUUUCUCAGCUGACUCUCGCUUGUACUAUUCAGUCACUUAGAAAUUGUGAUAAAUAUGGGCGACAUGUUUGAGCUCGUCGAAUAUUCAUUAACUGCUGAGAGCAAUGCUAAAUACUUAUUGAAGAACGUUCUUUUUCCAAAGCCUUAAAUUAGACACUACCCUGUAUAUAUUUGGCUACAUAUAGCUCCACAAACCAGAAGGUGUUAGCUGUUUUAUUUUUUUGCUGAACUAGGUAAUCUCAUAGUAGUAAGAAGGACACUACAAAUGGCAAAGCAACUUGGAUGAAGAAGAAAAUUCAAAUGGUUCCUCCUUCAAAUUGCAGUCCAAAACCCUUUUGUGAAUGCCUAUGUACAUUUGAAUGUUGGGUGAACAUGUGAUUUGCCUUGAUUAUGAUGCGUUCUGUCGUCAUUGUCCCAGAGGACCAUCUGCUGCCCUCGUCCGAGACGACUGUUGGAGAGUUUAAUCUGGGGGUCAGCACGACUUAGGCAAGGGGGACCUUUGAGAAGUCGGGAUCUUUGUGGUAACUUCAGUUGUGGGAAAUGAACCUUCACUGUUGGUGUCAUUCUGCAUCACAAAGUAGUCAUUUAGCUGGCUGAGCUAAUGGCCCCUUCUGGUAUAUUGGUCUACCAAUUCACAUUCUAGGCUCAUUUCUGCAGAAUGGUGAAUUCACACAGGUGAUGGAAAGCUAUUGGCUGCUGGCAAGUGUUGGUACUGACAAGACAGGAGAAUGAUUAAUUUACAAUGCACUGUCUAGAACAUGAAAUCAAAUCAGAAUGCACGUCCAUUGUGUCUGUUCAUUUCUUACAUUUAAAUUGCAGGACACCAUUAUGGUUGGAGGAGUUGAGCACUUAUAGUAUGUCCAUUUAAACCACGAUAGCUGUAUAAUUCCCAAUUAAGAAACUUUUAAACCCACAAAAGACUUGCAGAAUCAGACAAGGCCAAAAAUUCAGAAUUUUAUAGGAUGCAUUAUUACUUGAUCACUUAAUUUACCAAGUAUCUCUUGAAUUUUCUGACAAUAUCAAUGUAUUGUGCUGGAUGAGAGGUGUUUCUUCCAAUGUGGGGAUGACAACCUUUAGAAAUGCAAUUGAGGGAAAUGAUUUCUGUAAAAUCCACUGAGAAAUUCAAGAUUUUGUAAAACAUGUUUAUACCCUGUUAGCAUGAAUGCAUAUAGAAUAUUGCAUAUUUCUCAUUUGAGCACAGAAAAUAAACCUUGAACUAAAAGUAGGUUGAAGGACUAUAGAUACUGGAAAUCUGAGGCAGAAGCAGAUAAUGCUGGAAAUUGCCUGUAUUUUCAUUAUUUUCAGUUUUUAUCCCUUACUGUUCCACUAUCACUGAAUUAGAGAAGUCCUUUAGUGCUCAUUUAAUUUUUUGAUGUGUGACUCAUUAACAAAGGAAGAAAUGUAUUUCCUCUUUAUAUAUUACAGGUCAAACAUUCCUAUGAUUUUAGAUAAUGACUGAACAUUCCAAAAACUGGUGAUAACUCAGGAUGUUGCACAAGGUCAGUCGUGCACCAUUAGAAAUUAUACAAACAAACUUCAAGUAAGAAAACAGGUCUUGUGGCACAUUGGGUAGCAUUCCUGCCUCUGAGCCAGAAGUUCUGUUUCAAGUCAUACUCGAGAAUUUGAUAGCCAAAGAAGGUGCAUCCAUAAUGCAGGAGAAAGGAAGGACUGCAGAUGCUGGAGAUCAGAGUCAAGAG